Fusarium oxysporum Fo47 is the source of this 1074-nucleotide messenger RNA. RefSeq lists its product as uncharacterized. The transcript is spliced from 2 exons. NCBI's taxonomy places the organism in Eukaryota, Fungi, Ascomycota, Sordariomycetes, Hypocreales, Nectriaceae. The coding region runs from base 1 to 1074 and encodes 357 amino acids. The record is from RefSeq and is a predicted model, not a curated record.
AUGUCGUCUAUUCAGAAGCUUAUCUACCACUGGAAGCAGGGUCAGUUUAUCCCCGGAGGAAAACCCCCUCAGCCGCUCAACAAUGAGGUCAAAGAACAACGCCUCUCGAAAUUAAACAGCGACGACAUAAUUGCCCUGGAAAUCACAAAAGGCAUUUCCAUUCUCGGGGACGCUGUAGAGGCGUUCAAGAAAACGCAAGAGUUCAAUAAAGACCCGACCUCAUUUAUCGGUGAUGCUCGUGACGUCCUCAUGAGCGAUGAUUUUCUAUUGCUGGCCGAUGUGCUUCGCCUGAUAUUCCCAGAAGGGAUGAUUAGCGAGGUGUGGCAACUUAAGCGUGGAAGAGAUGAGGAUCUUGAUACUCAAGACGAUGCUUGUGCACCCGGGAACAGACGAAUUUUCAUGCCGAUAUCAAAGAGACCGAGGUUUACAAAUGGGCCGAAAGCUCAAGAAAAUAAGGCAAGGGAACUCUUUAGUAUGCCUGCAUCGCAACUGAGAUUUGCAAAUGGGCCUGAAACUCAACGAGAAAAUAAAGCAGGGGGACUCUUUAGUAUGCCUGCAUCGCAAUUGAGUUUUGCAAAAGGGCCUGAAACUCAACGAGAAAAUAAAGCAGGGGGACUCUUUAGUAUGCCUGCAUCGCAACUGAGUUUUGCAAAUGGGUCUGAAACUCAACGAGAAAAUAAAGCAGGGGAACUCUUUAGUAUGCCUGCAUCGCAACUGAGUUUUGCAAAUGGGUCUGAAACUCAAGCAGAGGCUACAAGAUACACCGGCAUCUUCGGAGCUAAAGACAAAGAUGCCAAUAAUUCACCAGCUCUACAACGUAACGACAUCUUCAGUCAACGGAUGAGUUUCGCUCCAGAGAAACCUAAAAGUCCGCUAUUCUCUGCAGGUAUCUCGGGAACUAAAGAGAAGGCCAUAGUGGAUAAUCUCUUGAGCUCGAUGGGAGCCGAUGAUGUUAAUAAGAUAUUAGCACAGUUACAGCUUCGUCAGCAAGGUAUAAAACGGAAACAUGAGAAGGAAGAGGAAACAACAAAUAAGAAACAAAUUAAUACGCAGGAACCUCAUAGCUUAAUUUAA